Larimichthys crocea (large yellow croaker) is the source of this 6168-nucleotide messenger RNA. It is a transcript of the gene usp7, whose product is annotated as ubiquitin specific peptidase 7 (herpes virus-associated). The record is from RefSeq and is a predicted model, not a curated record. Gene Ontology annotation, molecular function: protein binding; cysteine-type deubiquitinase activity. The transcript is spliced from 31 exons. NCBI's taxonomy places the organism in Eukaryota, Metazoa, Chordata, Actinopteri, Sciaenidae. Gene Ontology annotation, cellular component: cytosol; nucleus. Gene Ontology annotation, biological process: regulation of protein stability; protein deubiquitination. Bases 927 to 4268 code for a protein of 1113 amino acids.
AAAGCGCGGCCGCCAUUUUGAGAUUUACCUCAGACUCAACACAUCACAAACCACGGGAGGAGCGGGUUGAGAGCCACACAGCUCAGGCUAGCGUUGUAUGACCGGGCACAUUCCUCAUAAGAAACAAGAGGUUAGCUCGAAAUGCAACGAGCUGCCGCGUUUUGUCGUUUAUCGUGUUAGGGGCGGUUUGGGGGAAUUGGUUUAUGUCGGGCAGUGGCAACUCUCGUCUCCGCGAACUUCCAAAUCAACAUUAGUGCUAUUCCGUAUUGGAAACUGCUUUGAAUGGAUAGCUUUUUCCUCCGCUCUCCCCCAGACGAGGGACAAUCGGAGGAGCACACGGACUGGGGAUAUCGCAGGCAAAGUUGUUGAAUGUGUGUCUAUAGCAAAUGAGCCUUUGUUUUCAUUGUUGUUGUACCUAUAUUAGCAGUUGGCUGCCUAGUGUCAGGUAGUUUAACGCUAGCUAUAAACAGGGUAUUUGUUCCACAAGGUGCAGGUCGUGCUGUGCGUUGUCUUAUUACCCCAUAUUUUCCCGGGGUAAAGCCGGAUUGAUUUAGCUAAUUUCUGUGGGCCUCCCUGCUCGGAGCCCCGGUCCAUCCAUCCCACCCCCCGCAGUCAGCCAGCGACUCGCACCCACCAAAGGCGCCGAGAUUGGGCGAAUAGCGAGCAAAUACGUCCGCGUUUCUCUACCCGCUCCCCCGCCGACCUCCCCUCCUCACUCCCCGGCGCUGACAGCGGACAAGGCCGAGGUCGCAACAGAGCAGGCCCGGCCGCCGAGGCUCGACCUGUCCACCCCACCUCCGCAUCCUACCACACCUCACCAGCAGUCCAGAACCCGGUUCCCCGCCGAGCCAACCCUGGACAAGGUCGAGGGUAACAGAGAUAGUAGGGAGCCCCGCAUCACUACCACAACAACAACAGCUGCCAACAUGAACCACCACCAUCACCACACGCAGCAGCAGCAGCAACAGAAAGCCGGCGAGCAGCAGCUCAGCGAACCAGAGGACAUGGAGAUGGAAGCUGGGGACACAGACGACCCUCCAAGAAUCCCGGCCAACCCAGUGAUCAAUGGUAACGUGGCCAUGGCAGAUGGACACAACAACACAGAGGAGGACAUGGAGGAUGACACCAGUUGGCGGUCAGAAGCGACUUUCCGCUUUGUGGUGGAGCGCUUCAGCCGCCUUAGUGAGUCGGUGCUCAGCCCGUCCUGCUUUGUCCGGAACCUUCCAUGGAAGAUAAUGGUGAUGCCGCGUUUCUACCCAGACCGGCCACACCAGAAGAGCGUGGGCUUCUUCCUGCAGUGUAACGCAGAAUCAGACUCCACGUCAUGGUCAUGCCACGCACAGGCCAUGCUGAAAAUCAUCAACUACAAAGACGACGAGAAAUCCUUCAGCCGCAGGAUCAGUCACCUGUUCUUCCACAAAGAGAAUGAUUGGGGUUUCUCCAACUUCAUGUCCUGGAGUGAUGUGACUGAUCCAGAGAGAGGCUUCAUCGACGAUGACAAAGUCACCUUUGAAGUCUAUGUCCAGGCAGAUGCUCCACAUGGAGUGGCGUGGGACUCUAAGAAACACACAGGCUACGUUGGACUGAAGAACCAGGGAGCUACCUGCUAUAUGAAUAGCCUGCUACAGACUCUCUUCUUCACCAACCAGCUAAGACGGGCGGUGUACAUGAUGCCCACGGAGGGAGACGACUCAUCCAAGAGUGUUCCCCUGGCACUGCAGAGGGUUUUCUACGAGCUGCAGCACAGCGACAAACCCGUCGGCACCAAGAAACUCACAAAGUCCUUCGGAUGGGAAACACUAGAUAGCUUCAUGCAACAUGAUGUUCAGGAGCUGUGCAGAGUGCUCCUGGACAACGUGGAGAACAAAAUGAAAGGCACUUGUGUUGAGGGAACCAUCCCCAAGCUCUUCAGAGGAAAGAUGGUGUCAUACAUCCAAUGUAAGCAUGUGGACUACCGGUCAGAGCGGAUAGAGGACUACUAUGACAUCCAGCUUAGCAUAAAAGGAAAGAAGAACAUCUUCGAGUCAUUCAAAGAUUAUGUUGCAACCGAGCAGUUAGAUGGAGACAACAAAUACGACGCAGGAGAGCAUGGCCUGCAGGAAGCAGAAAAGGGAGUGAAGUUCCUUACCUUCCCUCCAAUCCUUCAUCUGCAGCUGAUGAGGUUCAUGUAUGAUCCACAGACCGACCAAAACAUCAAGAUUAAUGACAGGUUUGAGUUUCCAGAUCAGUUGCCCCUGGACGAGUUCCUUCAGAAGCCAGACUCCAAGGACCCGGCCAAUUACAUCCUGCACGCAGUGCUAGUGCACAGCGGGGACAACCAUGGCGGUCACUACGUCGUCUAUCUUAACCCAAAAGGAGACGGCAAAGUGAGUGUCAAGGAACCAAUAUGGUGUAAGUUUGAUGAUGACGUGGUGUCACGGUGCACCAAGGAGGAGGCCAUAGAGCACAAUUACGGUGGACACGACGAUGACCUCUCAGUGCGCCACUGCACCAACGCGUACAUGUUGGUGUACAUCCGUGAGUCCAAGCUCAGUGAGGUGCUUCAGCCAAUGACUGACGUGGACAUCCCCCAGCAGCUGGUGGAGCGUCUGCAGGAGGAGAAAAGGGUGGAAGCACAGAAGAGGAAGGAACGCCAAGAGGCUCACCUCUACAUGCAGGUCCAGAUGGUGACAGAGGACCAGUUCUGUGGUCAUCAGGGCAACGACAUGUAUGAUGAGGAGAAGGUGAAGUACACAGUCUUCAAGGUCCUGAAGAGCUCUACGCUGCAAGAGUUUGUCCAGAACCUCUCCCAGACCAUGGGUUUCCCACAGGACCAGAUGAGGCUGUGGCCCAUGCAGGCCCGGAGCAAUGGAACCAAGCGACCCGCCAUGCUCGAUUACGAGGCUGACUGCAACAAGUCGAUGAUCGACUUGAGCGACAACGAGAACCCCUGGACAAUAUUUCUGGAGACCGUGGAUCCAGAGAUGGCGGCCAGUGGCGCCACGUUACCCAAGUUUGACAAAGACCAUGAUGUCAUGUUGUUCUUGAAGAUGUAUGAUCCCAAAACCAGAAGCUUAAAUUAUUGUGGACAUAUCUACACACCUAUAUCCUGCAAAAUAAGAGACCUUCUACCAGUCAUGUGUGAGAGAGCAGGGUUUCAGCAGGAAACUAGCCUUAUCCUCUAUGAGGAAGUAAAGCCCAAUCUAACAGAGCGGAUACAGGACUAUGAUGUCUCUCUGGACAAGGCCCUGGAUGAGCUCAUGGACGGGGACAUCAUUGUCUUCCAAAAGGACGACCCAGAGAACGACAGCAGUGAGCUGCCUACAGCCAAGGACUAUUUCCGGGAUCUCUACCACCGUGUGGACGUCAUUUUCUGUGACAAAACCAUCCACAACGACCCUGGCUUCGUGGUCACGCUGUCUAACCGCAUGAACUAUUUUCAGGUGGCCAAGACAGUAGCGCAGAGGUUGAACACAGAUCCCAUGCUGCUGCAGUUCUUCAAGUCACAGGGGUACAGGGACGGUCCAGGGAAUCCUCUCAGACACAACUAUGAGGGAACACUGCGGGACCUGCUGCAAUUCUUCAAACCUCGGCAGCCCAAGAAACUGUACUACCAGCAGUUAAAGAUGAAGAUAACAGACUUUGAGAACAGGAGGAGUUUUAAAUCCAUAUGGCUCAACAGCCAGUUCAGAGAGGAGGAGAUCACCCUCUACCCUGACAAGCAUGGCUGUGUGCGGGACCUUUUGGAAGAAUGUAAAAAGGCAGUGGAGCUCUCUGAAAAAGGCUCUGAGAAGCUCAGGCUGUUAGAGAUAGUAAGCUAUAAAAUCAUUGGGGUUCACCAGGAGGACGAGCUGCUAGAAUGUUUAUCUCCGGCUGCCAGCCGCACCUUCAGAAUAGAGGAGAUUCCUUUGGACCAGGUGGACUUGGACAAGGACAGUGAAAUGCUAAUCCCUGUCGCUCACUUCCACAAGGAAGUCUUCGGCACCUUCGGGAUCCCCUUCUUGCUUAAGAUCAGACAGGGUGAGUCAUUUCGGGAGGUGAUGAGGAGGAUCCAGACCAUGCUGGACAUUCAGGAGAAAGAAUUUGAGAAGUUCAAGUUUGCGAUUGUGAUGAUGGGGCGGCAUCAGUACAUCACUGAAGACGAGUAUGAGGUCAACCUGAAGGACUUUGAACCACAGCCAGGUAACAUGUCCCACCCGCGCCCCUGGCUAGGGUUGGAUCAUUUCAACAAAGCUCCAAAGAGAGGUCGCUACACCUACCUGGAGAAAGCAAUCAAGAUCCACAACUAAAGCAGCCCUUCCUUCCUCUUUGUCCUCCUCCAUCCUCCUUCUCCUCCUCCUUCUCCUCCUCCUGCUCCGCCUCCCUCCCUACCUAAUUUAACACACCAUAACCACAGACUGUAACCAACCUUGUGUGUGUGCGUGUGUUUGUGUGUGAGAGACUGUGUGGGCGUGCGUGCGUGCUCGUAUGUGUGUGUGUGUUCAUCACUUUUAACACCCCGCCUGGACACCUCUACAGCUCUACACCGGCACUAUGUCUUCAGCGAUACGGAUCUUGCUGCAGCUGAUGGAUUAUCCUUCAACCACAAAAUAAACUGCACCAACCACCUCCUGACUGUUCAUUUUGUUAUUAAUUUUAUUUUGUUAUUUUUGUUUUUUAAUCGUCUCCCUCUGUUUGAGGCUGUUCGGUUGUUGUUUUUUUCUUUUCUGGCUUCUUUACCUGUUGACUGCCUGUUUUUUUGCCUAUCUGGAAGUGGGAGAAAUGAAUUGGAUUUUAAUAUAAAAUGAGCGGAGAGGGGAGAGGAAGUGGGACACAGUAUAAAUAUAAGUAUAUACAUAUAUAUAUACAUAGAUAUAUAUAUGUAUAUGAACUUCUAGACUAGUUUUUUUUCUUUUCCUGCCCCAUGCCAGCUUUUUUUUUCCCUUCAGAUUUUUUUGGGGGUUGUUUUUAAUAGAGUUGUUUGAAGAGGCAUCAUGCUGCUGUGUGGAGAGUUUGAUGGAGGGAUGUUUUUGCAAGAACUAACUGACAGAAAAGAGAGAGGGGAGAGGAGGGCGCGAUGGUCGCAAACCGGCGUCCAUCCCGAGGCUCACUUAGUUUCCCUGAUGUGGUUCUUUAUGUUUUUUCCCUGCUCCCAUCCUUUUAGUGCAACAAAGCAAGUAUUUCCAAGUUUACACACAGUUCUUUCUCACUUAGUUUGGUUGGAGGAAAAAAUGAUUUUUUUUUUUGUCUUUCUGCAGAUCUUGUAUAAUAAAAUAAAAAUCCACAGCAUCUGUUUAAAAAAAUAAAUGGGGAAAAAAAAUAAGGAGGAAAUUUGUCUGUAUUUCAUCUUGCACGUUGGCACUUAAUGUCAGAGGUUUCUCAGGACUGGCAAAUGUACAUUUUGGUUGUGGUUUUGAGUUGCUUGGUGACUUUAAAGGAACACACACACACAUGCACGGACAUUAACUCCCUUGACUUUCUCUUCCAUUUUUUUUUUUUCUUUUUCAGGGGGUUUUAAAUGUCUUUCUCAGUCAUUCCUCUGAACGCAAACACACAAGCUUUCGUCAUCUUUCUCUCUUGAUUGAAAUUGUCUGCCUCCAGGUGAUGGGGAGCAGUAACUGCGCUAUGCUUGGUAGGGAGCUGCAGACACUUCGAGCCCACAGGUUUGAGGAUUGUGUAGAGACAAAACCAGCAUUGUAAGAAACACUUUAAGCCCUAUGAAUUUCUUCUUUUCUUUUUUUUGGGGGGGUGGGGGGGUUUAUUUUUAUUUCCUUUUAAAGCACAGAUGGAAUGCUCCCCUAAUAGCGCAUAGCUGGCUCUGUAAAGACAACAUUUAAGAAUUGUAUAUUUAAAAAUAUGAACGUGUAAAAUUUAAGAGAAACACGCCUUUGUUGUUGGGUACAGAAGGAGCCAGGUGUUCAUAUUUCUUGUGUGUAGGGUUUUUCUCUUUUUCUUUGCGUUCCUGAUGUACCAUUGACGAUUUUUUUCUGUUACAUUUGGAUUUUUUUUUUUUCUUUUCAAAACUAACUGCAUUGGUUUUGUCUUGUUAAAAAGUGCAGUACAAAGAUGACCUGCAGAAUCACACCUUAAUUUGAUCUUUUCCAGUUUAAAAUCCUCAGUGUAGCAGCAGUGUACGACAACUAUUCCUGUAUAUUGCCUUUUUGCUGGAAAAUGUAUGUUGAAUAAAAUUUUCUAUAAAAACAAAAAAAA